Molecule: messenger RNA, 2034 nt
Organism: Zasmidium cellare ATCC 36951
Lineage: Eukaryota; Fungi; Ascomycota; Dothideomycetes; Mycosphaerellales; Mycosphaerellaceae
Exons: 2
Coding region: 1-2034 (677 amino acids)
Biological process (GO): transport along microtubule
Cellular component (GO): cytoplasmic dynein complex
Molecular function (GO): dynein light chain binding; dynein heavy chain binding
Source: RefSeq, a predicted model, not a curated record
AUGUCGUCAAUUCAGGCCAGAAAAGAUGAGAUCCUCGCAAAGAAGGUGAAGCUCGCAGAGCUCAAGCGACAACGUGAAUUGCGCCAGAAGGAGUUCACCACCAACAGGCAGAGCCUGGACGCCUCAGAGUUGGUAGCGCCCUCGCCGCGAAACUCCAGUGCCACGAAACGCGAAGACAUCGAAUCUCUCAUCUCGUCGUUGGUCGAUCGACCCUUAUCCACGACUCCUGGAACGCCCACUGGCAAGAAGCGAAUAAGCGGGCCAGACUCUUCAGACGAUGCCGGCACUCCUCCUAUCCACAGAUAUCAAGACGCUUCGACCGAUACUCAAACACUGUCUUUCACUGAACUGACAACAGUGUACGAGAUACCCGUGGAGUCCAAGCCUGAGGUGAUAUCCUACAGCAAGGGUGUACAGACAACAGAGCCAUGGGAACCUCCGCAAGAGAGCGGAGAAUCAUCAGAUGCGGCAGAUGGUGUUUCGCGCAGUCCUUCAAGAAGACGGAGGAAGCUGAGUCAAAGGGAGCGUGAAUUGGAAGAGGAGGAGAUCAGGCAGAAGUUGAGACAAGAAAUUGAGGAGGAACUCAAAGCUUUACAGCUGGAGGACAAAGUUGAACCAGAGAAAGAAAGGUUUCCAGCGAGAGCGUUGGCGCCGGAGGAAUUGAGUGCCGUCACAAGCAGCAAUGAUUUCUUGGACUUUGUGGAGCGAAGUAGCAAGGUAAUCGAACGAGCCCUGGACGAGGAAUACGAUGUUCUGGCCGACUAUGCCCUGGAUUCGAGAGACGUAGAAGACGACGAUGAAUACGUCGGGAGACGAGGGAGGCGGGUGAAGGAAGUCGCACAAUUCGAUCUGGACGAUGUUAUGGGGACCAAACGAAUGAUCAGCGACAUCGACUUCAGCCCAAAGUUCCCGGAGCUAUUUUGCACAGCAUACACGAAAUCACAACGAUCGCCUCACACGCCUCCUGGUCUACUGAACGUCUGGAAUAUGCACUUGAAAGGACGACCGGAAUACAGCUUGCACGCAACUUCAGACUUGCUAUCCUGUCAGUUCCACCCACAUCAUCCGUCACUCAUCCUUGGCGGGACGUACAGUGGCCAGCUCUGCCUCUGGGACACCCGUGCUCGCAACCAACGAACAGGCGAACCUGUGCAGAAGACGCCCUUGACUGGCGGUCGAACAGGCCAUGCCCAUCCUGUGUACAGCCUAGCUGUGGUCGGUACACAAAAUGCCAGCUCCGUCGUCUCUGUCAGCACCGACGGCGUUGUCUGCGCAUGGAGCACCGACAUUCUCACCCAACCACAAGAAUACCUCGAAAUGCACUCUCCAAACCCAUCAGCCUACAAGACCGACGACGUGGCACCCACCUGCAUCUCCUUUCCAGCCUCAGAUCCUACCUACUUCCUCGCAGGAACAGAGCAGGGAUCGAUAUAUCCUGUCCACCGCUAUGACCGCGCAGGUGCCAAAUCAGGCGUUGACGUGCGGACCAGCUAUCUUGGCCACGAAGCCCCUGUCACCGGCAUCGACUUCCACCCCGCGCGAGGCAAGAUCGAUCUUGGUGACCUCUUCGUUAGUUGCGGUCUCGACUGGACGGUAAAGGUGUGGCGCGCUCGUCCACCGUCGACCAAUACCAGCACUAUUUCUGGACAGGCCGAAGUUAUCAAGCCCUUGCUAGAGAUCCAGCGAGAGGACAGUGUUUACGAUGCCAAGUGGUCGCCCACAAAGCCUGGUAUCUUUGGCUGCGUCGAUGGAGGUGGGCGAUUGGACAUCUACGAUAUCAAUGCCAGCUCUGAGGUUCCCGUCGGUGGUGCUCGGCCGAGCAAUCAGGAGAAGGACGUGUACGCUCUGAAGAGCCUGAACAAGCUUGCGUGGGAGAAGACGCAAGGACGCCACGUUGCGGUUGGAGGCCUAGACGGCGUGACGACAGUAUUUGAGGUUGGAAGUGAGUUGGGAGGUGUAGAUACCAAGAGUGAAGCGUGGGUUGGCGUGAAGAAGUGGGUCGGCAGGCAGACGAAGACGAAGGUGGAGGUUUAG